Molecule: messenger RNA, 1362 nt
Organism: Triticum aestivum (bread wheat)
Lineage: Eukaryota; Viridiplantae; Streptophyta; Magnoliopsida; Poales; Poaceae
Product: E3 ubiquitin-protein ligase RNF144A-like
Exons: 4
Coding region: 81-1229 (382 amino acids)
Biological process (GO): protein ubiquitination
Molecular function (GO): ubiquitin-protein transferase activity; zinc ion binding
Source: RefSeq, a predicted model, not a curated record
GUGUGAUUCAUUUAUUUUGCUCAGUAUGUAGUCAGCAUUGAAAUCUCUAAAAAUGACUUAUAUUUAGGAACGGAUGGAGUAUGAACCAAGUGCUACUCAGGCCUGAAAUGUUUCUAGUACCAUCGCGCAACGGCGGACCGGUUGACGGCAACGAACAUACUACUCAGGUCCCGACUGGCUCGCGUGAAACUAGGCGAGAAACGUUGAUCAUCGAUAGCAAUGGGAAUUCACGGUUGGGCGGUAACAGUGAGCUCUUCUACUGCCCCAUGUGCAUAACGACGGCGCCCAUCGUCCACAAAUCCAGCUUCGGCUCGUGCGACCACCACGCCUUCUGCUCCAACUGUGUCGCCAAGUACGUCGCUAUGAGGCAGCGCGAGGGCGUUGCUCUUCCCGUCGAAUGCCCCGACUGUGAGGACGAAGACGGCCUCCUCCCCAUGCCCGCCACAGUCGCCGAUGGCAAUGAAGAUUCGCCGGCGGACGGCGACGACGGACUGCGCCGCCGAGCCGGAAAGAUGCCGCAACAUCAGCCCCCCGUGGACAUGGUUCUGUUCACCGAGGGCAAUGGAGAUUCGCCGGUCGACGGCGACGGCGAGCUCUUCGACUGCGCCAUCUGCAUGGAGACGGUGCCCGGCGCCCUCAAGUUCAUCAUCAACUCGUGCGGCCACGCCUUCUGCUCCAGCUGCGUCGCCCAGUACGUGGCCGCGAAGCUGGACGACAAUGUAUGUCCCAUCGAAUGCCCGCAGCCAGGCUGCCAGGACGGCACCAUCGAGCCGGAGAGAUGCCACAGCAUCAUCCCCACGGACCUCCUCGACAAGUGGGGUUUGCUGCUGUGCGAGCUCGCGAUCGGCGCGAAGAGGAUGUACUGCCCGUACCCGGAAUGCUCGGCGCUCUUGCUCGCCGACGACGAGGCCGGGGCGGCGGCCAUCGCGGAGGCGGAGUGCCCGCACUGCCACCGGCUUUUCUGCGCCCGGUGCGCCGUGCCGUGGCACGUCGGCUUCGGGUGCCUGGAGUUCCAGAAGCUCGGGCAGGACGAGCGCGGCCGGGAGGACCUCUUGCUCCGGCGUCUCGUCGGCAGGGAGGGGUGGCAGAGGUGCCCCGAGUGCCAGAUGUUCGUGGAGAAAUCCGAAGGGUGCAAUUACAUCAAAUGCAGGUGUGGAUACAGCUUCUGCUACCGAUGUGCAUCCGAGUUGUCCGCGCAAAACCAUCACUGCAACAACUGCAAGCCCUAAUAACGGUUUGGUUGGCUAUGGAGGGACGGUUCUUCAACUGCCACAUGAGUUCAUCUCGGCCAUGCAUGUUUCCUCAAGCCUUUAUCGAAAAAAAAAAGAGUUUGCUCAAGCCAAAAUGGAAAUCUAGUCACGA